Meira miltonrushii is the source of this 1559-nucleotide messenger RNA. RefSeq lists its product as uncharacterized. Bases 1 to 1362 code for a protein of 453 amino acids. NCBI's taxonomy places the organism in Eukaryota, Fungi, Basidiomycota, Exobasidiomycetes, Exobasidiales, Brachybasidiaceae. Gene Ontology annotation, cellular component: nucleus; GID complex; cytoplasm. The record is from RefSeq and is a predicted model, not a curated record. The transcript is spliced from 4 exons. Gene Ontology annotation, biological process: proteasome-mediated ubiquitin-dependent protein catabolic process. Gene Ontology annotation, molecular function: ubiquitin protein ligase activity.
AUGGCAGCCACUUCGGCUCCAAAUCAUGAUGGGGUCAUGCUAUUGGAAGCUCCAUUUGCAAGGGUACCUCAUGAAGAAUUACGCCGGUACCUUCGUAUGCAACAGAGACUUGUCGAACGUGAUCUAACGUAUUGCUCUACUUCUCUCGAUUCUUUAUCCAAAUCUGCUCGCUUGGAUAUCCCUUCUUUGGCAAAAAAGAGUGGCAGUGAAUUGGAACGUUCGCUUGAUCAAAUGAUUGGACGUAUAAAAGGGUUAAAGAGAAAGCUAGGAUCUGUUCAUGAAUCUGCAGGAUCAACUCUAUCAAGACUGGAUGCUCGUACAGGCCAUCUUAAUGACUUGCAACAAAUUCAAAAUACCUCUUCGCCUGCCUUUGAUGAAUGGUGCAGAACACGAUUGGAUAGAAUGCUGGUCGAUUGGAUGUUACGUAAAGGAUUCACACAAAGUGCAACAAUGCUGGCGAACAAUAGGCACAUCGAGAACUAUGUAGAUUUGAAUCUAUUCACCGAGAUCUCUCGCAUUGAAGGCUCUUUGAUAGGAACAGGCUCAUCGAGCGCAGCAGACGUAGACAGUCAGGAUCAAGCCUCCAACAGCAUACGGUCUUGUACAGCAACUUUGGCAUGGUGCUCAGAGAAUAAGGCAGCCUUGCGAAAGAUACGGUCAACAUUGGAGUUUGAUCUCCGGCUGCAAGAAUUCAUCGAAUUGACUAGAGAUCGAUCUUCGCAAUCAUUACAAGAAGCAAUCAAUUACUCACGAAGAUACUUGUUGCCUUACCUCACCCCUACAGCAACCUCUGCUUCCACCAAAACAGAAGAAAAGGAAGAACGUGAAGAACAGGAACAGCAGGAAUGGAUCCGCAAUCAAGUAGCCAGGGUAAUGGGGUUGCUGGCAUGUGGACCGAGCGGAUGGGCAUAUACGGAUUUGUAUGAUGUUUCAAGAUGGAAUGCACUCCAACAAAAGUUCCGUGCUGCAGCAUUACAGAUUCACAGUUUGCCUCCUCAACCUUUAUUGCAUAUCGCUUUAAGUGCAGGAUUAUCAUCGCUUAAAUUACCGGCAUGCUAUACGGAUGAUCCUUCUCGUGCAAGUGCUAAUGAUAAUUGUCCAGUUUGUGAUUCAAGAGGACUAGGUGUUUUGGCAAAAGAGGUACCUUGGUCGCAUCAUAUCAAUUCUACCUUGGUUUGUGCGAUAAGCGGUAGGAUCAUGAACGAAAAUGAUCCUCCUAUGGCAUUGCCCAAUGGUAGAGUCUACUCUCUUACCGCUUUACAAGAAAUGGCAAUGGCAAGUCAAGAUGGUCAAACGAUCAUUUGUCCACGUACGAUGGGCAGUUUCAAAUUGAACGAUUUACGUAAAGUAUAUAUUUCUUGAAUUUCUUACAUUACCCCACACACACACAUUUGUAUUUAUUCUUUUUCCUCUCUCUCAUAUGAUACCUUACCAUUGGUUCGCAACAAUUCAUGUCAUACAAGCACAUCUUUGGAUCUCAAUUGUAUAGAUAAUAAUCUGUCUAUCUCCUUCCCCUUUCAUUAUGGAAUAUAGAGGAGCUAAUGUACGGUAGAUCCGAU